AUGGAGCAGGUGGCUCACGAGGAGGUGGAGCGUGCGGCGGCUCUGGACAUGACUACCAGAGGCGCGAUAAUGGUGCAGGCCGUAAUGCACGGGACGAAAAGCGGCAUCGUUGAGCUUUGUACACAGGCCCGCAUGCGUACACCAUUGUCUCGGACGUUUUUGUCUUUCUGUGAAUUGCACGAUAGCCUGCAUGCGUUUCGGCCCCAACACUGUGCGCCCGCCUGCGCGUCGGCCCCAACACUGUGCGCCCGCGUGCGCUUCGGCUCCAUCAUUGUGCACCCGCGUGUGCUUCGGCCCCAUCAUUGUGCGCCUGUGUGCGCUUCGGCCCCAUCACUGUGUGCCCGCCUGCCAUUGGUUCACGAUCAAGGCCUUGGUCUUCUUUGGGAGUUACUAAUGAUCACGCCCGUGCACGUCUUUCUUGGCUCGUUUUUUUUUCACGCCAGGGAGCAUUACAGCCGUUUCAAGGCCGGCUCAGGCCGUCUAUCAAGGGAAUUUUCCACGGUCAUCUUCUGUUUCCGCCCCUUGGAAGGGAGAUCAUCUCUUGCUGGCGUUCACAGACGUUCAGGCAGGUUAAUCAGCCGCUUUCCUAUCACCGUGGCUCUUUUCUUGUCGUUCAAUUAUGACCUGUGGAAACAACUAGUGCGGUCCUUGGAUAAUGAGAAAGGUGGGCCCGGCAAACCGCCUGGGCUUUGGAGGGAUGAGAAAGGCGAAUACACAGCUAAACUCGCUGGUGGAGAUCAGUCAUCCUCUGAGGUCCCGCGUUCGCUAUCUCCAGCACCCGUCCCAAUGCAUGGCAGGCUCCAACGCUGCAUAUUUGCCUGGAAGACGAGCAUGCAACCUUCAUCAAUCAAGCCGUCCCAGAAUUAG
This is a messenger RNA of Volvox carteri f. nagariensis, 867 nucleotides long. RefSeq lists its product as uncharacterized. The record is from RefSeq and is a predicted model, not a curated record. Bases 1 to 867 code for a protein of 288 amino acids. NCBI's taxonomy places the organism in Eukaryota, Viridiplantae, Chlorophyta, Chlorophyceae, Chlamydomonadales, Volvocaceae. The transcript is spliced from 4 exons.